Rotaria sp. Silwood2 is the source of this 708-nucleotide messenger RNA. The record is from the annotation of a GenBank genome assembly. Lineage: Eukaryota; Metazoa; Rotifera; Eurotatoria; Philodinida; Philodinidae.
AUGAGUAAUUUAAUUAAAAUGAAUGUUUCAUGCUAUCAAAAUUCUUUAGAUAAAAAACUAGUCUACAAUAUUUCACAUCGUUAUUUGAAUGAUACCGAAGAGAAAUUAUUAGCUAAUGGUUGGAAAUUUUCUUUAAAUACAAAAAAGUUAAUUCAUUUAAGCAUCAAAAGUGAAUUAGAACAUAUUUACUUCAUUUUGGAUAAAAGAAAAAUGCUAACAUCUAAUGAUAAAAAGUCAAGGAUAAAAAGCUUACUCAGUUAUUUUCCUAGUAAAUUAAAUAAACAAUUAAAAAGUGAUGUACUUAAUCUAUCACCUGAAGAAAAGAAAGUCAUAUCUAAUUUGUUACAUGAUAAAUCAAUAAUAAUUUCUAAAGCAGAUAAAGGAAACACGGUUGAGAUACUAGACAAACAGGAUUACAUUAAUAAAGGAAAUGAACUAUUAAAUGAUAAGAAAUGUUUUGAGAAGAUCUCAUCUAAUUUAACUGAACAACGUGAACAAUCACUUUUUAAGUUUCUUCUUAAAUUAAAAAAUAAUAAAAUUAUUAAUGAAAAAGUUUAUCAUGAAAUGCGACCUAAUACAUGUUCUAGAACACUAGAAGCUUAUUUCUUAGUUAAAGUACAUAAAAUAAACCAACCUGUAAGACCAAUAAUAUAUAGUAACAAUUCAUAUAAUUAUAACACAGUCAAAUAUUUAGCUAAAUUAUUAACA